Indicator indicator is the source of this 3543-nucleotide messenger RNA. It is a transcript of the gene ATP11B, whose product is annotated as ATPase phospholipid transporting 11B (putative). Gene Ontology annotation, molecular function: magnesium ion binding; ATP binding; ATPase-coupled intramembrane lipid carrier activity. Gene Ontology annotation, cellular component: plasma membrane; endoplasmic reticulum; trans-Golgi network. The coding region runs from base 1 to 3543 and encodes 1180 amino acids. The record is from RefSeq and is a predicted model, not a curated record. The transcript has 30 exons. Lineage: Eukaryota; Metazoa; Chordata; Aves; Piciformes; Indicatoridae. Gene Ontology annotation, biological process: phospholipid translocation.
AUGUUGCGAAAUCUUCGAGGGCUGUUUCGGUCGGUGUGCGUCCGGCUCAGUGAUUUCCCUGUACCUGAGAGCUUUGCAGCCCUUGCUGCUGCGUGUGUUAAGGCUGUGGAAGGUUUUGACCCACCGCAUCAAAGCGAUACAAGAACUAUUUAUAUAGCAAACCGUUUUCCCCAGCAUGGCCAUUAUGUUCCUCAGAAGUUUGCAGACAACAGAAUCAUAUCAUCCAAGUAUACAGUGUGGAAUUUUGUUCCAAAAAACCUAUUUGAGCAGUUCAGAAGAGUAGCCAACUUCUAUUUUCUGAUUAUUUUUUUGGUUCAGCUCAUGAUAGACACCCCUACCAGUCCUAUUACCAGCGGAUUGCCAUUAUUUUUUGUCAUAACUGUGACAGCCAUAAAACAGGGUUAUGAAGACUGGCUACGACAUAAAGCAGACAACGAAGUAAAUGGUGCUCCAGUUUAUGUUGUUCGAAGUGGUGGCCUUGUAAAAACUAGAUCUAAAAACAUCCGGGUGGGAGACAUUGUCAGGGUAGCCAAAGAUGAGACUUUUCCUGUUGAUCUGGUUCUCCUGUCAUCUGAUCGAGCUGACGGUUCAUGCCAUGUUACUACAGCAAGUUUGGAUGGAGAGACCAAUCUUAAGACACAUGUUGCGGUCCCAGAAACAGCAGUGUUACAGUCUGUUGCCAACCUGGACAAACUUGUGGCUGUUAUAGAAUGUCAGCAGCCAGAAGCAGAUCUAUACAGAUUUGUUGGAAGAAUAACUGUAAGUCAACAAGCCGAAGAAAUUGUACGACCUCUUGGGCCCGAAAGUCUCUUACUUCGUGGAGCGAGAUUAAAAAACACUAAAGAAAUAUUUGGUGUUGCAGUGUAUACAGGUAUGGAGACAAAGAUGGCAUUAAAUUACAAGAGUAAAUCUCAGAAACGGUCAGCAGUAGAAAAGUCCAUGAAUUCCUUUUUGAUUAUUUAUCUAAUAAUCCUCCUCUUUGAAGCCAUUUUGAGCACUAUUUUAAAGUAUGCAUGGCAAGCUGAAGAAAAAUGGGAUGAGCCUUGGUAUAAUGGAAAAACAGAGCAUGAAAGAAACAGCAGUAAGAUUCUGAGAUUUAUUUCAGAUUUUCUUGCUUUUCUGGUACUUUACAACUUUAUCAUACCUAUCUCACUUUAUGUGACUGUUGAGAUGCAGAAAUUUCUUGGAUCUUUUUUUAUUGGCUGGGAUCUUGACCUCUACCACAAGGAAACAAACCAGAGAGCACAAGUAAAUACUUCAGACCUCAAUGAGGAGCUGGGACAGGUAGAGUAUGUGUUUACAGACAAAACCGGUACAUUAACUGAAAAUGAGAUGCAGUUUCGGGAGUGUUCCAUUAAUGGCAUAAAGUACCAAGAGGUCAAUGGUAAACUAACACCAGAGGGUUUUUCUGAAGAUUCUCCAGAUGGUACAAAUAAAGUUUUUUCUUUAUUGCAGAUGAAAGAGGAAGAACUCUUCUUGAAAGCAGUUUGUCUUUGUCAUACAGUGCAGAUCAAUGCAGAUCAAACAGACGGUGCUGAUGGCCCCUGGCAUGCCAAUGGAAUAGCACCCCAGUUGGAAUAUUAUGCUUCUUCACCAGAUGAGAAAGCUUUAGUUGAAGCUGCAAGCCGGGUUGGAGUAGUAUUUACUGGAAUUAGUGGGGACAGUAUGGAAGUAAAAAGUCUUGGAAAACCAGAGAGGUAUAAAUUGCUUCAUGUUUUGGAGUUUGAUCCAAAUCGCAGACGAAUGAGUGUCAUUGUAGAGAGUCCCUCAGGGGAAAAGCUUUUAUUCACAAAGGGAGCAGAAUCCUCCAUUCUUCCUCGUAGUAACAGUGGAGAAAUAGACAAAACAAGGAUACAUGUGGAUGAAUUUGCUUUGAAAGGACUGAGAACUUUGUGCAUAGCCUACAGAAGAUUCACACCGGAGGAGUAUCAAGAAAUCAGCAAACGCCUUCAUGAGGCCAGGACUGCCUUACAGCAACGGGAGGAAAGAUUAGCAGAUGUAUUCAACUUCAUAGAAAGGGAUCUGGAAUUACUUGGGGCUACAGGAGUAGAAGACAAACUGCAAGAGAAAGUCCAAGAAACUAUAGAAGCACUCAGGUUGGCUGGUAUCAAAGUGUGGGUACUCACUGGAGAUAAGCAUGAAACAGCUGUUAGUGUCAGUUUAUCAUGUGGACACUUUCACAGAACCAUGAACAUCCUUGAGCUUGUGCAACACAAGUCAGACAGCACAUGUGCAGAACAACUGAGGCAGCUAGCCAAGAGAAUAAAGGAAGACCAUGUUAUCCAGCAUGGAUUGGUUGUGGAUGGGACCAGCCUUUCUCUUGCUCUCAGGGAACAUGAAAAACUGUUCAUGGAAGUUUGCAAAAACUGCUCUGCAGUGUUGUGCUGUCGCAUGGCACCCCUUCAGAAAGCAAAGGUAGUGCGACUGUUAAAAACAUCUCCAGAGAAACCUAUAACAUUAGCAAUCGGUGAUGGUGCUAAUGACGUGAGCAUGAUACAAGAAGCACAUGUUGGCAUAGGAAUCAUGGGCAAGGAAGGAAGACAAGCUGUAAGAAACAGUGACUAUGCAAUAGCAAGGUUUAAAUUCCUCUCCAAGUUGCUUUUUGUUCAUGGACACUUUUACUAUAUUAGAAUAGCAACCCUUGUACAGUACUUUUUUUAUAAGAAUGUGUGCUUUAUUACACCACAAUUUUUAUAUCAGUUCUUCUGUUUGUUUUCACAACAAACGCUCUAUGACAGUGUAUACCUGACUUUGUACAAUAUUUGUUUCACUUCCUUGCCUGUCCUCAUCUACAGUCUUUUUGAACAGCAUGUGCAUCCGCAUGUACUGCAGAGCAAACCUGUGCUCUAUCGAGACAUCAGUAAAAAUGCCCAUCUGGGGUUUAAACCAUUUCUUUACUGGACCAUCUUGGGCUUUUUCCAUGCAUUUGUUUUCUUUUAUGGCUCUUAUCUACUAAUGGGAGAAGACACCUCUCUGCUGGGAAAUGGCCAGAUGUUUGGGAACUGGACAUUUGGUACUUUGGUCUUCACUGUUAUGGUUAUCACCGUUACAAUGAAGAUGGCACUAGAAACUCACUUCUGGACAUGGAUAAACCAUUUUGUUACUUGGGGAUCCAUUGUAUUUUAUUUCAUAUUCUCCUUGUUUUAUGGAGGAAUUAUCUGGCCAUUUUUACAUACCCAGGACAUGUACUUUGUAUUUGUUCAACUGUUGUCAAGUGGUUCUGCUUGGUUUGCCAUAAUCCUCAUAGUAGUUGCUUGUUUGUUUAUUGAUGUUGUGAAGAAAGUGCUGUACAGACAUCUACAACCAACAAGUACUGAGAAAGCUCAGCUUACUGAGGCAGGUUCAGGUAUCAACUGCUUGGACUCCAUGUGCUGCUUCUCAGAUGGGGAAACAGCAUGCACAUCUGUUAGAAGAAUGCUGGAACGACUAAUAGGAAGAUGUAGUCCCAGCCGGGUCAACAGAUCAUGGAGUUCCUCGGAUCCCUUCUAUGCCAACGACAGAAGCAUCUUGACUCUCUCCACAAUGGACUCAGCCACUUGUUAA